AUGGCUGCCGCGUGGCGUGGGACGGUCUUUACCCUCCUCACAGCGGCUUGCGCAUCAGGCUUCGUCCAGCCAGGAUGCCCAGGAGCGCUCGCAGGUAGAGAGUGGGCCAGGGGCGGGGCCAAGAGCUGCGCAAGACCAGUGUGCUCGAGCGUGCUUCGCAUGUCGGAUCACACAGAGGACAGGCCAAGAACGCAGGUGUUUGAGAGCAGCGGCGGCGGGGAUGGCGAAGAGGGUUCCGCAGCAUCGAAGUCGGCUGACGCCCCAUAUGUACUGACGAAACCGAUGGACCUGGUACGAGUCCGGGGUUUCGGCAGCGGUUCGUCGGCGGGUUACUUCCCCGGGAGGGAUGGCGGCGGGAGGGGGCGGGGGGGGAGGGGUGCGUAUAACGACGGUUACGGCGGAGGCGGAAGCGGUGGUCGCGGCGGCUACGACAACUUCCAGGGGAGGGGUAGGGGCAGGGGAGGGAGGUUUGACUCGGGCGGCGACGCGUUCGGCAGGGGAAGAGGUGGCGGCGGCGGCAGGUUUGGUAUGGACGGCCGCGGCCGCGGGGGGCGUUUUGACGGCGGCGGCGGCGGCGGCCGCUUCGACGGCGGGGGGCGCGGCGGGGGGCGUUUCGACACUGGAGGUCGUUUCGAUGGCGGGGGACGGGGCGGGCGCUUCGAUGGGGGGGGCAGGGGCGGGCGCUUUGACGGAGGCGGCAGGGGUGGGGGGAUGAUGGGAGGACGGGGGGAGAGCAGCUAUGGCAGCGGGCGGGGGCGUGGCGGAGGGCUUGACGAUGUUGGCGGCGGGGGGAACGGGGGCGGCCUCGACUAUGCUCCCCCCACUGAGAAACGGACGACUUUCAAGGAGGACAAGAAGAAGGUCAAGGGCUACGAGAGCAAGAACGUGCCGGACAAGGCGUCUCAGUCGGUUCUGAGGGGGCGCAAGGAUAGGCUACAGGCGGAGUCCUUGGACGAAGAGCUGUACGAUGAUGACGGUGCUGAUCUCAGCACUGACGAUGAUCUGUUCGGUGCGGCCACCGCUGCCGCCACGGCGAUGCUGGGCGAGGCCGCCGAGAAGGUAGCAGAGCCUAGCACCAAGCCCAAGGCAGUCGCCUCGACCCCUGUGGAGCGGAUCCAGCCCACGGGGGGCCGCCAGGCGCAAGCCCAGGCGCUCAAGGCGGCCGGAAGGCCGAUCCCCGGGCGGGGUCGCGGGCGAGGGCGUGGGCGGCCUAGGAGGCGGCGAACAAAGUCCAAUCAGGUUUACGCCCCUGCACCAGCGCCUGCGGUCGUGAGGCUCCCGGGGCCUACCAUCGUCGUGAGCGAGUUGGCGGAGAUGAUGGAAGUUAGGCCGGCGGAGGUGCUGAAGCACCUCAUGCUCGACCUCGGGAUCAUGGCGACGAUCACGCAGUCCAUCGAUGCGGACACGGCUCGCCAGGUUGCCAACAACUUCGAAGUGGAGGUGGAUGACGGUUCUAGCUCGUUCGAUGAGGAAGAGGUGGUGUCGGUGGGCGACACGGGAACCGCCAUCGAGAUAGAUGCGGAGGACACCAUGCUGCCCAGGGCGCCGGUGGUGACCAUCAUGGGGCACGUCGACCACGGCAAGACGAGUCUGCUGGACGCGAUCCGCGAGACCAAGGUUGUCGCGGGCGAAGCGGGUGGCAUCACGCAGCACGUCAGCGCAUACCAGGUUAAGACUGAUGCCGGCGCCGACCUGACCUUCGUCGACACUCCCGGCCACGCGGCCUUCAGCGAGAUGAGGGUCCGCGGGGCGAACGCUACUGACAUCGUGGUGCUCGUCGUGGCUGCCGACGACGGCGUGAUGGAGCAGACGAAGGAGUCCAUCGCCACGGCACGGAUGGCGGACGUGCCUAUCGUCGUCGCCAUCAACAAGGUAGACAAGGAGGGUGCGGACGUCCAGAAGGUACAGAACGAGCUCAUGACCUUCGACCUACUUCCGGAGGAGUUCGGUGGGGACACGCAGGUGGCGAUGGUCUCCGCCAAGCAGAAGAGCGGCCUCGACGAGCUCCUGGAGAAGAUCCUUCUUCAGUCGGAGGUGUUGGAGCUCAAGUCCAACCCGGACCGUUCCGCGGAAGGGGUCAUCAUAGAGGCGCGCAUGGAGAGGGGGCUCGGCACCGUCGGUACGGUCCUCAUCCAGCGGGGAACCCUCCGCGUGGGAGACAUCUUCGUCGCUGGAGGGGCGUGGGGAAGGGUGAAAGCUCUCAUCGACCACCAGGGUCGGAGGAUCAAGGAGGCGGGACCGUCGACCCCAGUACAGGUUGGAGGGUUCGACGGAGUGCCCGAUGCCGGAGACGUGUUCACGGUGGUGGACCGGGAGGACAUUGCCAGGGAUCUCGCGGAGGCGCGGCGAAAGAUUGCCAGAGAAUCGUCGGCGGCUAUCCUUCAGGGAGGGUUGAAGAACGACAUGCUGUCCAUCUUGAGCGGCGAGGCUGACGAAGGCAAGGAGCUGUUCGAGUUACCCGUGAUGAUCAAGGCUGACGUGCAGGGGUCGGAGCAGGCGCUGCAGACGGCUCUCAGUGAAAUGAUCUCCGAGGACGAGUACUUCAAGGCCAAGUGUAAGCUCCUCCCAUCCGGGGUGGGCGAGAUCACGAAGAGCGACGUGGCCAUCGCCGGGGUCAGCAACGCCUUCGUCGUUGGGUUCAAUGUCGGGGCUGACCAGGAGGCCACGAGAGAGGCUAGGGCGAACGGCAUCGACAUCGGGUACUACAGCGUCGUGUACAACGUCAUGGAUGACAUCCAGGCCAAGUUGGACGAGCUGGUGUCCCCUACCCCCGACGGGGAGUACACGGGUAGGGCCGUCGUCAAGGUCAUCUUUAACAUCGGAAAGGUGGGCAACAUCGCGGGUAGCUCGGUGGAGGACGGCGUUAUCAACAAGGGGGGUAACGUGCUGGUGAAGCGAUUGGGUCGCAUCGUGCACGAGGGGAAGCUGAAGACGCUCAAGAACCUCAAGGUUGACGCGGACAAGAUGGUCAUGGGGACGGAGUGUGGUAUCCAGGUGGAGGGCUUCGAAGACUUCCAGGAAGGCGACUUGAUCGAGUGCUACAAGAUGGACUAACUGGUUUGUUAGCAGCGACCUUCGUUACGGGCGAUAGUGCAGAGAAGGAGAGAAGCCACCGGACAGCGGGAGGAUGGAUGUAGAGGAAAGAAAUCGUGGCGGGAGAGGGUGGCUCGCCUACCAGUUGCUGUCUGAUGACUUGGCUGGAAGGCCAAGUAGUAGUAAGGCUUUGAUUUCUGAUAUUUCUCGUUCCCGAAGACGCGACCUGUGUCUCGUGGUAUUUGUGCGAGGGUUUGUUUGUGGUGAAGCGACCAGGCAGGGGAGGUUGCGGAAGCCGCUUGCUUGCCCCUCCCUUUGGUCUCGGCUGCCGCUUUUUCGUUUCUGCCUCCCUUGCGUUUUUGGUUCCGUUGACGCUCCGCCCAUGUGUCGUUGGUUGCCGAUUAUUUAGUCGGGUCGGGUCGACCGUGGACCGUGGACCGUGUCCGUUCUGUUUUCCCUGUCCCUUGGAAGGCGUGUGCCUGAUGCUGAUGUUUCGUGGAUGGCGGAAAGCAUUCCCAGCUUUCGGUGCGGUGCGGUGCGGAAACAUGCUUUGCGUGUGAUUUUGUAUGUGACUUUUUCUCUCCGAUAAACUUAGAUGCUUCAGGGA
Messenger RNA from Ectocarpus siliculosus, 3640 nucleotides. The record is from the annotation of a GenBank genome assembly. Lineage: Eukaryota; Phaeophyceae; Ectocarpales; Ectocarpaceae.